Messenger RNA from Phragmites australis (common reed), 1320 nucleotides. RefSeq names its product V-type proton ATPase subunit D-like. Lineage: Eukaryota; Viridiplantae; Streptophyta; Magnoliopsida; Poales; Poaceae. The record is from RefSeq and is a predicted model, not a curated record. Gene Ontology annotation, cellular component: proton-transporting V-type ATPase complex; vacuolar membrane. Gene Ontology annotation, molecular function: proton-transporting ATPase activity, rotational mechanism. The transcript has 2 exons. The coding region runs from base 139 to 948 and encodes 269 amino acids.
ACCCUCUCCAGCGCGUCGCCGAUCUCAGCUUCAGAUCAAUCAGCGUCGUGUCCCCGAUCCAACCACGAGAGUCGACAGCGCCCCCGAUCCCCUCUUCCUCUUCCUCAGAUUCGUGUGAAAGCCGAUCAAUUCGGCGCGAUGGCGGGGCAGAACCAACGCCUCAACGUGGUGCCGACGGUCACGAUGCUCGGGGUGAUGAAGGCGCGGCUCGUCGGUGCCACCCGCGGCCACGCGCUCCUCAAGAAGAAGUCCGACGCGCUCACCGUCCAGUUCCGCGCCAUCCUCAAGAAGAUCGUCGCCGCCAAGGAGUCCAUGGGCGAGACCAUGCGCGCCUCCUCCUUCUCCCUCGCAGAGGCCAGGUACGUCGCCGGCGACGGCGUUCGCCAUGUCAUCCUCCAGUCCGUCCGCGCCGCAUCCGUCCGCGUCCGCUCCCACCAGGAGAACGUCGCGGGGGUCAAGCUCCCCAAGUUCACACACUUCGUCGACCCCGCCGCCGCCUCCGGGGGGCCGUCCAACGCGUCGCCGAGCCUCACCGGUCUCGCACGCGGGGGGCAGCAGGUCGCCGCAUGCCGCGCCGCGCACGUCAAGGCCAUCGAGGUGCUCGUCGAGUUGGCCUCGCUUCAGACCUCCUUCCUCACACUCGACGAGGCCAUCAAGACCACCAACCGCCGCGUCAACGCGCUCGAGAACGUCGUCAAGCCCAGGAUCGAGAACACCAUCACCUACAUCAAGGGGGAGCUCGACGAGCUCGAGCGCGAGGAUUUCUUCAGGCUCAAGAAGAUCCAGGGCUACAAGAAGAGGGAGAUCGAGCGGCAGAUGGCCGCCGCCAAGAUAUUCGCGGAGGAGCAGCUCGCCGAGGAGGUCGCGCUCAAGAGGGGCAUCUCGGUGGGGGCUGCAACUAAUCUGCUGGUUGCUGGUGGCGAGAAGGACGAUGACAUAAUCUUCUGAUCAUCUUUUAAUCGUCCAAUCAUUUAAUCGUGGUGGAAACAAUAAGUUGAUGCUGGAGCUCCAGAAUUGUAUCUCUGUAGAGUGACGGAGGUUUUGUUUCAGUGAGUAAUCUGGAGUCUGGUCAUCCAAGGCCCCGAAUAAUCUGUACUUGGAAACCAAACAUUGCCAGGAACUUUAGCACGGAGUGAUAUGUGCAGCUGCAUUAGUAAAUUCAAUUGGACCGUGUUCCGCGUCAUGUUCGUUUUAGUUGUAUUUAUUAAAGAAAAGGUGUGUGCGGAUUGCUGCGCUACACCUACACUAUGAAGUUGCAGACUUGAUAUAUUUGCUUAUGGAUGUGUGUAUAUUAUACGGUUCGUUGUUUCGUUUCUCUUA